Rhincodon typus (whale shark) is the source of this 1026-nucleotide messenger RNA. RefSeq lists its product as uncharacterized. The record is from RefSeq and is a predicted model, not a curated record. Bases 1 to 951 code for a protein of 316 amino acids. NCBI's taxonomy places the organism in Eukaryota, Metazoa, Chordata, Chondrichthyes, Orectolobiformes, Rhincodontidae. The transcript has 10 exons.
AUGGGUGCCUUAGAGGCACAAGCAGGACAAUUAUAUCAGAAUAAGAAAAUGGCAGAGACAUUAAGUAUGCACCUUGGACAGGAAUUUCAGGCCCCACCAAUGUCAGGAACAAAGGUAGAUGGGGCCAAAAAGACCAGCACCAGCUUGCGUGCCUGUUUCCUGAUUCCUUUCCCAGCAACAUCCAUUUUGGCCAAGAUAGGCUCAGGUCAAAAUCUCAUUUCAAUUGCCUGUAUCCUGGGAACAGGAAUAUUAGGCUUACCUGGUACAGUUGCACAUGCUGGACUACAGCCAUUUUUGGUUUCCUUCAUAGUGGGAUUCUUUAUGCAGGUGCUGUUGAUUUAUCUUUUUGUUGAUUUGCUGCAACGAUGUCGUUUGGUCCAAGUUGAGGCUGCAAAGCAUUUAAUGGUAGAAAGAAUCAUUAUGCAGGAUGUCAGUGGUCAAGAUUCCCUUCCAAGUUCCGUUCAAGACGAAGAAGAAACUGAGGAUGCAGAUCAUGUGUUGUUGCACCAGAAUAAUGGAAUUGACCAUUCUGAGGAGGAGCAAAUGCCAAACUUGCACAUAUUGGGUGCCCUUUUCCUGAACAAGUAUAUGAGUUAUGUUUUCGACCUUCUCCUAAUCCUACAAUUCAUUUCAAUUGGGAUCAGUUAUGUCUUGGCUGGUAGUGAAGCUUUUGCUGAGCUGUUGCAAAUCAGGCAUGUCUAUAUCAUUCCAUUCUUCACAUGGAUCUUGUCUUUGGGAAUUAUUUUGGCUCAAGUUAUUAUACAGCCAAUCACAUCCAUUUUGACCUUGGCAAAGGGAACUCUGUUAAUCAUCACAGUAAUUGUAACCUUUGUUGUUGGCUCUGAGAUCCAUCAAGAAAUAUUCAACGAUUUCUCCAGCAUUGGAACACCCUUCCUGAUGGGUACUGUUGCACUUGAAGCAGAAAAUGCUGGAAAAGCUCAGCUGGACUGAUGACAUCUGUGGAGAAAGAAAUGGAGCCAAUGUUUUGGAUCAGAUAUGAGUCUUCUUCGGGACAAAAGCAAAGCC